Molecule: messenger RNA, 9354 nt
Organism: Leucoraja erinaceus (little skate)
Lineage: Eukaryota; Metazoa; Chordata; Chondrichthyes; Rajiformes; Rajidae
Gene: mau2
Product: MAU2 sister chromatid cohesion factor
Exons: 19
Coding region: 30-1916 (628 amino acids)
Biological process (GO): mitotic sister chromatid cohesion; maintenance of mitotic sister chromatid cohesion
Cellular component (GO): SMC loading complex; chromatin
Molecular function (GO): protein binding; double-stranded DNA binding
Source: RefSeq, a predicted model, not a curated record
CCACUCUCGGACCGGCCCCACCUCUCGCGAUGUUUGUCGCGGAUGCGGGUAAGAUGGCGGCGGUUGGCGCUAGCGGCCCUCAGCAGCAGCAACCCCAGGCGCAGCCGCAGCCUCAGCCCCCGCAGCAGCAGCCUCAGUACACAGAUGCCUGGUAUCUGGCCCUUCUCGGCUUUGCCGAGAACUUCCGGACGGCCAGCCCGCCCAAGAUCAAGCUGUGCGUGCACUGCCUGCAGGCCAUCUUCCAGUUCAAGCCGUCGCAGCGCAUCGAGGCCCGCACCCACCUCCAGCUGGGCAGCGUCUUGUACCACCACACCAAGAACACGGACCAGGCCCGUUCGCAUCUCGAGAAGGCGUGGUUAAUAUCCCAACAAAUUCCACAGUUUGAAGAUAUCAAAUUUGAAGCAGCCAGCCUUCUCUCAGAGUUAUAUUGCCACCAGAAUCUGGUUGAUUCAGCAAAACCACUUUUACGGAAAGCAAUCCAGAUCUCUCAGCAAACGCCUUACUGGCAUUGUCGACUACUCUUUCAGCUUGCACAAUUGCACACGUUAGAGAAAGAUUUGGUCUCGGCGUGUGAUCUCUUGGGAGUUGGAGCUGAGUAUGCCAGAGUAGUGGGAUCAGAAUACACAAGAGCACUCUUCCUCUUAAGCAAAGGCAUGCUGCUGUUGAUGGAACGGAAACUGCAAGAGGUUCAUCCUCUGUUGACUCUGUGUGGCCAGAUUGUAGAGAACUGGCAGGGUAACCCCAUACAGAAAGAGUCUCUACGUGUCUUCUUUCUGGUACUACAAGUCACACACUACCUGGAUGCAGGGCAGGUCAAAAGCGUGAAGCCCUGCCUGAAACAGUUGCAGCAGUGUAUUCAAACCAUCUCCACGCUACAUGAUGACGAGAUCUUGCCCAGUAAUCCCGCAGACCUCUUUCACUGGCUACCCAAGGAGCAUAUGUGUGUCCUGGUCUAUCUGGUGACUGUGAUGCACUCCAUGCAAGCUGGAUACUUGGAGAAAGCCCAGAAAUACACAGAUAAAGCACUCAUGCAGUUAGAGAAAUUAAAAAUGCUGGACUGCAGCCCAAUCCUCUCAUCAUUUCAAGUCAUGUUACUGGAACAUAUCAUCAUGUGUCGACUUGUAACAGGCCACAAAGCCACAGCUCUCCAAGAGAUUUCUCAGGUCUGCCAACUAUGUCAGCAAUCUCCCAGGUUAUUUUCCAACCAUGCAGCCCAGCUUCACACACUACUGGGUUUGUAUUGCAUCUCCAUAAACUGCAUGGACAAUGCUGAGGCACAGUUCACAACAGCACUUCGGCUAACAACGCAUCAGGAAUUGUGGGCAUUCAUUGUCACAAACCUGGCCAGUGUCUACAUUAGAGAGGGCAACAGACAUCAGGAGCUAUACAAUCUGCUGGAAAGAAUAAACCCAGAUCACAACUUCCCAGUCAGUUCCCACUGUCUCCGAGCAGCUGCCUUCUACAUCCGGGGCCUCCUGUCCUUCUUUCAAGGAAGGUACAAUGAAGCAAAGAGAUUUCUACGGGAGACUCUCAAAAUGUCAAACGCAGAAGAUUUGAAUCGGUUAACAGCUUGUUCCUUGGUGUUACUGGGUCACAUAUUCUACGCCCUUGGAAACCAUAGGGAGAGCAAUAACAUGGUGGUACCAGCCAUGCAACUGGCCAGCAAGAUCCCAGACAUGUCAGUCCAGCUGUGGUCAUCAGCACUGCUGAGGGAUCUCAACAAGGCAUGUGGGAACUCUAUGGAAGCUCAUGAAGCAGCGCAGAUGCAUCAGAACUUCUCUCAGCAGCUUCUCAACGACCAUAUAGAGGCUUGCAGCCUCCCCGAACACAAUCUGAUCAAUUGGACUGACGGGCCUCUUCCUGUGCAGUUUCAAGCUCAAAAUGGACCGACCACCAGCCUCGCGAGUCUGCUAUGAACAUAACCCAGGGUGUAAAUCUGUGGAACCCUUCGCCCUCAAACCAGGCAAACAUGAAACGGGAUUUGAAAUUGGCUUCCUAAUCAUUGCAGGGCAAACGACAGGCAGACGGCGAGGGAGUUUGCCUGCAGUGCUGCGGGCAUGAUCCAGACUCUCACCCGCUUCCCUCUGGAGAUCAGUCCGGCCCCGUGUGCUGGGCUGUUGACUUUGAUGCAAAACAAUGGUUUUGUUUGAAUGAUGUCGAUGAUGAUUCCCAAAGGAAUUGUUAUUACCUCUCCUCAUCCCAAUCGUGUUUGUAAUCUCUGCUCCGUGUAAUGUUCUCUCUGCUCCUGUUUCUAAGCACCAUGUGAUUUUUGCCCCUGUUCCCCCGGCUCCAGUGUAGGGGGUUUGGGAGCGGUUAGGGGUACAACCUCUGUCAUGCUGUACUCUCACUGCACCCCUUCACCACUGGAUGCUCGCUGCCAUCACUGGUUGCCGCGGGAACUACCCUACCUCUGAAUGGUGGAAGUACUGGGGGAGGAGUUAGUCACGGCGUAUAUUUAUAUUUACUUUGCUAAAUUGAGUAGCUUGGUGCUGAUGACGUAUUUUGCAGUGCUCCCUGUUAAUUUUGAUAGAAUGGCCGCACCCUCUGCCCAGACAACUGUUAGUCGCUUGCGAUGGAUCCGCUGCACGUUGAGCUAGUGACCACGUUGCAGAUGGUGCAUGGCAGGGACGGGUCCACACAAUCGCGCUUUCACCUGACCCUGCGAGAGCUGGACCCGAAGCUGGUUUACUGUAGCCCAGUGUUUGAGGCUGUUUAGUCAGGAAUCUCCAAUCCACACAUGUUGUUCACAUGUUCUGCAGCUGCUGCCCCUCCCUCUCUGCUCUCAUGUCUGAUGCAAGGACUCCUUUCUCCCUCCAUCACCCCAACAUGCACACGUUCUCUCCCUCCAUUGCUUGCUUUCACUCAUUUCCCCCCACCCCCCUCCCGCAGAUCCACUUCAGGACAACCGAUGGUCUUGCCAAAAACGUAUUGUUGUUCCUAUUUGAUCCAGUGAGUUGGUUCUAUUUAUUACAGUGCUUUUAUCUAAUAGAAAAAUAAUUUAUAAACUGAGAGUGGUGGUCUGUCGUGAUGGGGGUGGGGGGAGUGAAGAUGGCCUGGAGGCUGCUUCUCUUCCUGUGCACUUCUCCCUCUUCCUGCCCCUUCCUCUCCUUUAUCCCCUUCCACUUCUCAUUCUUUCCACCUGCAGUUGCACAGUUCCAGUAAUCCUGACUGUUUACUGAGCGACCAAUGUGGUAAAUUACAGGAUAAACUCAAAGCUAAGUCUUAAUUUAAUUCAUUCAAAACAAAAUUGCUUUUAAACUGUGUUUCUUUGGCUGAAGAUGUUGGCUGCCAAACAGCAUUUUACCAGAUUGGUGUUGCAGUUCUCAGAUGCGAGUUGAACUUAAGGCUGUAAGAAAGAACUGCAGAUGCUGAUUUAAAUCGAAGGUAGACACAAAAUGCUGGAGUAACUCAGCGGGACAGGCAGCAUCUCUGGAGAGAAGAAAUGGGUGACGUUUGGGGUCAAGACCCUUCUUCAGACUGGUCUGAAGAAGGGUCUCGACCCCAAAUGUCACCCAAUCCUUCUCUCCAGAGAUGCUGCCUGUCCUGCUGAGUUACUCCAGCAUUUUGUGUUUAUCCUGUAUUUAAGGCUGUUAGGGUCCCUGGUACAGUCACAUCACCACUAGAACAGUCCCAAUGCCCCAGUACGACAGAGGGAGGAAAUCUGCACCUUGCCCCUGACCAGUGACGCCAGAGGUUAUCUGUAGUUGCGUGUUUCUUUUUGAGAAAUAAUGAAACUCUUGUUCGCUCCCUGGGAAGAUCCAGUCAGCUGUUAUGUGAUAUCACUCGGGGGAGUUUGACUCUUUCCAUCCAGACCCACAUAUAACUCUUUAUAUUGAUAUUGAUUUUAACUCUACUAUCAAUUAAACUCGGCUCAACUCAGUCCAAGAAUUAAUCUCCAUUUCAUGUAGACUCUUUCACAACUUAAUUCCACCAAUUACAGUGUGCUGUAUGAAGCUAAUGUUUAAAAUAAAAGCAGAAAGUGCUGAAACUACUGAAGUUCGGCAACUUUCUCUGGAAAGAGAAACAGAAGUAAGUCUUCACUUGCCCUUAAGUGUAGACUAUCAUUUCACACUGUUUUCUCCUCCACAUAUGCUGCCCGACCUGCUGCCUAUUUCCAGCAAUCGUGUUUUAUUUCAGAUUUCCAACAGUUUUUUAUUUUUUGAAGAGACUCAAGUCAACCGAGGGUUCUUCUAAUUAGUCACUAGGAACUGCAGAUGCAGGUUUUACAAAAAAGGGAUGCAAAGUGCCGGAGUAACACAACGGGUUAGGCAGCAUCUCUGGGAGCUAUGGAUAGGUGUCAUUUUGGGUCAUGGCCCUUCUUUGGUGGGCGGGGGGGGGGGGAAAGCUGGAAAAGAGGUGGGGACAGGACAAAGCCUGAAUUUCUCUCCCCUAGAACAAUCAGUCUUAAGGGUCCUCAUGUGAAGCAAUACCUAUCUGCAUUUGGAAGCUGCCUGGCCCGCUGAGUUACUCUAGUACUGUGUUUUUUUUCAAUUAGAAAUGGGGAGGAGGGGAUGGGUAUGUGUGCAUAUGUGGGGAAUAGGUGGCUGCGUAGGUUGAUCGUGCAAUAGCUAUGUGUGUCUGCGGCUGGUUGAAUGAGUGGGUGAGCGCCGUGAUGGCCACUGCUCAAGCACCCCAAGUUCAUGUAAUCUGAACUUGUUCACUCACUCAUUCAUCAUUUGGCCAGGCCAUUUGCGAAUGUCUUGGGCAGCACCACUGCAACGUUGAGCACUGUCACAAAGGAGGGGGGGGGGGUUCGCAAUAAACUAAUGAAGGACUGGAAUCUCUUGAACUUUCCUUUCCUUACAUGGUCAGGGUCAGGCAGGAAAAAGCAAGCAGCAAGCAGGAGUGAAUUAUUGUGGCUGCUGUCCGGUAUUGUUAAGGAGGUGUGGGGUGCGUGGCUGUGUAGAACGGCUCCAGAUGUUGUAGCUAUAAGAUUGCGUUGAGCUAGUUGGGGUGAUUGGAAAGACCAAGAGGGUGAAGACUCAUUGGUCCCAAGAGGCAUUUGCGCUCAUUCUGAUGUGCAGGUUGCUGUAGAGGGGGAGAUCAGGCCCAACUGAAAUACCAACGUGCCUUUGUACAGGGGAAGAAAUUAUAAUGCAAGGGAUUUUCGUUUUUAAAAACUGGCUGAAAUGAAAGCUACCAGUAGAAAGAUGGUGUUUCAUUAAUUAAGUGAACAGACAUUAUUCUUAUGGGGGAGAUUGACAACACCUUUCAGACUCUCUGACUGACCAACACUUAUAUUUUUGUAUUUCAAAUAAUGUUCCCAUUUUUCAAAUCAACAAUCAAAGAGUCUGCUGAUAAACUGGCACCUUUGCAGGGCUCAGAGGAUUUCAGGCCCAGAGGGGGAGAGGAUUGGGUAUAAAUGGGUGAGAUUUAUUAAACUAAGGCUCUGUUUAAUUUGAGCCAUUGUAGACCUGGGCUGGUGGGUAGAGUGGUUUGGUGAGUUAAGACAUAAUUACAUCAAUUUGAAUGAGAUUGUAUAUAGAGGAUGGUGGUCAAAUAACAGUCUCAACCAGUCAACAUCAAACCCUGACCCUCGUGUGAAGCUAGGAGCUAUGAAAGCGGCUGCUUUGGGGUUAUCUGUAGUUACGAGUUUCUUUUUGAGAAAUAAUGAAACUCUUGUUCGUUCCCUGGGAAGAUCCAGUCAGCUGUUAUGUGAUAUCACUCGGGGGAGUUUGACUCUUUCCAUCCAGACCCAACUGUUGCAGGAAAGAAGACAUGGCUUGGCACUCUGCUGCGACUUCAACAGGAGAGGCAGCAGUGAACAAAGAGUCUUGUCUUCACCUUCGGGGUAUCAUUGUAUUCCUGGUAGUAUGGAUGAGUCGUGUGUUGUUUUCACUGACUAGCCGAAAAAAUUGCUUUUAAAUAGAUGGCCUUCCCACUUACAUGUAAAUAACGCUUUGGGAGGAGACUCCUGCAGGUGUCUCAAUCUACUUGAACCGCCGGUGUCCUGAUAAGGUUCCUGGCCUGGAGAAUCAUUGUCAUCACCAGAGGUGUUGCAGACAGGCGCAUGAUUUACAUACAUUGAGAGACCUUGCAGGAAUCUCUCUCACAGUAUUGUUGAACUGCAAUUAGUCAGAACAUGAGUGGCACCACUCCUGUGCAAGUUGCUGGAAACAUAUUACCCAAAGUAGAUCACUUCAUGGACUACUGAAUUCCUCGAACAGAACUUGAACGCUCUUGUCUUUGCAUCAAAUUCCUCUCUGUUCCUUUAAUCCUGUCGGCUCUCAGCCCCGCAUCAUACAUAUUGCAAAUCCCGAGAGAGUAUUGGUUCAAAUCAUGAUAUUAACGCGAACAAUGUUUUGUACAGUUCAUGUUUCUUUAAUCAAAUGUUUGUAUAUUUAAAUCAUUAUGGUCAUUCUGAUGAAAUCUCCACAUCUACUUCUCACCCUUAACUUUGUAAUUUUUGCAAUGUUAACAUUUCCCAAAUAUAGAAGGUUUGCACAGACAUAUUAUGUAUUACAGCCCUGUGUGUGUGUGUGUGUGUAUGUCUCUGUCUGAAGGAGGACUGGACAAAGCUUUGAACAGUAACAAAGACAACGUGUCAACUGCACGAAAAAUGCAGCCCUAAGUUUGUCAAUUUUCUCUCCUUUGCACCCCAGCUUUCUCACCCAUCCUUAGCGUUCUCCCCUUUCCCCUCUACCACCCAACCUCUUCAUCCUCCCACCAUCUCAUCCCACUUCCCCAUCCUCUGCCUUCCAUCUCUUGCCCCCUCCACUUUUCCUCUUCCUCCAUCUCUCCUUUCCCCCCUCAAAUUUAGAGCGUGGAGGAGAGCAAAGACAAGCUGGCAGUUCUGAGCCUUGCUCUGCGUUGGGCCAGGAAUGAUCAGAAUCCAUGUGAUCGCAUUGAGGUGGAAGUCAUCGCCCUUACUGACAGCAAAUGAUGGCCAGACUGCUGGUGUGCAGCUGACACUGAGCUGUGAGCUCAGGCUCACGAACCUUAUUGUCACCUGGUUUACCCACUGCUGCCAUGUCAACAUUUGAUCAGUGCAUCUUCUCACUAAUGGAAUUUAAAAUUUCUCCCCUGUGCUCCUUGCCACCACAACACUUAGGGAAGGAAGUUGUAGAAAUGCAGUUUUGUUUUGUUUCUUUGGAAAAAUUAUCUGUAAGGAUAAAUGCUGCUGUCCAACCAGAUGCCACAAGUGUGAGCAAAAUUGCCAGUUACUGACUGGUUGCUCACUGCUUCCAGUCACAGGCAGCUAGUCUGAUAUGACAGCAGCUUCUGUCCAAGCAGAGGCUAUGCCUCUUCAGUCAGGGAUACUGCCCUUGCAGUGAGACCUGAGCCCAAGCACUUGGCCGAUUGUUAACCCCUCAAUGGGUGGGCCAGAUAGGACUGUUCGGAGAUCUUCCUCCUGCAAUCUACCGCUGUGUGUUCAUUGGCUCUGGAAGGGGAGAGUGCUUCGCUGGUGAGAUUGGAUCUUUCACCCUCCACGUCAAGACUUGCCCAUGAGAACAAGUCUGGACCUGGCGGGUCGUAGUACUGACCUGAUGGCCAAUAAUCAUAGCCAGCUCCAUGGAUAGAGUGGUGGAGAGAAGCAGUUGUGGAGGGAGACAGAGGAAAACUUGGUCCGGGCACAGACAAAGUUACAGUGAGGUACAGCUGUCUCAGCCCAUGGGCACCUGAAUCGAUUGCCUGUGGUGAGUGUUGGUUGGAAGGGUUGAGUUGUGGGUAUGAAUGUAGAAACAUGUAUCCAUGGUAAGGAUUGAUAUAUUUUAUAUAAAUAAAUGUAGAUUAGUUAAAGAAUGUUUUUAUGGAAUCAGAUGGCUGAUAUUUCUCUUACGACAUAAACACAAGUUGCCCUGUGAGGAGGGUAUUUAUAUUACCUGGCCUGUCAGAUGGGAGAUCACACUUUUUGCUGAUGUGACCAUAGUCAAGGCACAUUGACGAGUACUCCUACACUACACAGUAUGAAUGUCAUAAGGGGAUACCCCGGUCGGGGAACAGACGGAGCAGCACCUCCACCCUGCCUGGAUCUUCCCUCACUCAACACCUCGCUGUUCAUCGACCAUCAGCUCCAGUUUGCCAUCCUCCCCGAGACAUGACUCGCCUGAGCUGGGGAGGGCCAGAGCACUGCGAGACCUCGCCCAGGCUUGCCAUGGCUCCAGAGGGAACAGUGGGGUGGUGUGGAGAUGUGACCAAGCUUUUGCAGUCCUAUUAGUGAAAGUGAAGGGGGUCUGGUUGAGGUCAGGGCUGUGCUUUCAGUGCAGUGGCGUCCACUUGUGUUCGAAGCUAUGUUAAUGACACUUUAAACCAUGCAGCCAGGGUCUGUUUUAUUACCCCCCCCUGCCCACCCCUCCAGUGAUUUGUAACCUGCCAAACCCAUCCUUCAUUUACACUCUGCCAUUCUAUGUCUGACUAUUUCUUUCUCUUCUGUCUCUGCUCAGCUCCCCUUCCUCGUUAUACUUGCUGCGACCGAGGUGAAUGACCCAGUGAAUUAUGUCUUGGGGUCUAGGAAAGUCCCUGGGUUGUCUUUGGUUGGUAAUCAGGCUCAGCAGACCUAGCUCCAGAAUAACACCAGGCAGAGCUCUGGACCCGUCUCCUGGAAGGUGUGCAUCUGGGACAGGGCUAACUGACCCUGGCUCUUCACCCACAGGCUGUACUGCCUGAGGAACAGCUGCAGCAAAGGUUGAUCCUGGCAGUGAGGGACUCUGGCUCUGGCCAUUCUCAAAUUUAACAUCAUGCUGCAGGCUGAAACUGGCUGGGGGUUCAGCGGAAGAUUUUGUGCUUUUGCUCUAGGCUUCUAACGAGACUAGGGACUUGUCCAUUUCAGGCAGCAGUAAACUGGACACAAUAGAUUCACCUGUUAAUAUUUAAGUUCAAUCAUCUUACACUGUGUGCUACGCAAUAAUAUUUAUGGAGGCAACUGGGCAGUAACUCUCAUGCCUUACAACCUGCAUCCCAGAAGUAUGUCUACCAGAAUCACUAGAUAUCACAUUAAUUAUUGUUUCUGGCCCUUCUGUUUAUUUUCUGUACAGACAAUUCAAAGUGUUCUUAGACUGAGACAAUGUUUUAAUAGCUACCUACAUCAUGUAUCUGGUGAACCAGUUUCUAUGUAAUUAUGUUCCUUUAAGAAUUAUGGCAGGUUUGUUAACACGUAAUUUGUGUUUUAGCAUCACUGAACCUUUACAAUAGUUUAUAGAUGUCUAGAUGUUUGAGAUGUAAAGGAGUUCCCUACUUCAGUGACGAUGCCGCUGUGAAGCAGGGAUAGGUUGGUUUGUAAAUAUGAAUCUAUGUAAACAGAGCCUGCCUGUCGCUGUGUUUUUAGCUUUCUAUUACAUUUGGAUUAACUUUUUUGUUUUUUAUUCUAUAUAUCAGGGAAUUUUUAAAAUAAAUUCACAAAAUCUAAACUUUUAA